This is a messenger RNA of Paraphaeosphaeria sporulosa, 822 nucleotides long. Its product is annotated as NAD(P)-binding protein. The transcript is spliced from 2 exons. The coding region runs from base 1 to 822 and encodes 273 amino acids. Gene Ontology annotation, molecular function: oxidoreductase activity. NCBI's taxonomy places the organism in Eukaryota, Fungi, Ascomycota, Dothideomycetes, Pleosporales, Didymosphaeriaceae. The record is from RefSeq and is a predicted model, not a curated record. Gene Ontology annotation, cellular component: membrane.
AUGACUUCCAGAAUUAACACGAUCCUAAUCAUCGGGGGCACUACGGGCAUAGGCGAGCAGCUUGUGCGCCGUUUCCAUGCAUUGGACAAAAAGGUCAUCGUCACGGGUCGUAACCAGGCCAGUCUUACGAGUUUGGCGCAGGCACUCAAUGGUCUCGAAACCCGCCAGUUCGAUAUCACCGACUUCUCUAAUCUUCAGUCGCACGUCGCUGGCAUCCUGAAGGAUUUCCCAAGUCUCGACACUGUGCUCAUCAAUGCGGGCAUUCAAAAGAGUUUCAGCUUCUUUGAUCCUUCAAGCAUCGCAGCCGGCGAGAUCGAGCGUGAGAUCGCAGCAAACUUAACCGCGCCGACACUGCUUGUCCAAGCUUUUGCGCCACACCUGCUGUCUCUCGCCAGCAAAGGCACACCCGCAACUCUGUUUGUCACCAGUUCCACGCUAGGUCUCCUACCAAUGGGUCUCUGGGCCAACUACAGUGCCACCAAAGCCGGCGUGCACGCGCUCGCCCUGAGCCUUCGCCAGCAAAUUGCUUUUGCGAGCGAGGAGGCGAAGAAGAACUUCAAUGUGGUGGAGAUCGUGCCCCCUUACGUGGACACCGGACUGGAUAAAGAGCACCGUGAGGCGACACUUGCCGCAAUGGGAGAGCGUGCAUUCCCGCCAAUGCCGCUGCAGGAGUACAUCGAUCAAUUUUUCAACGCGCUGGAUGAGAUAGAGUUGGAUGGCAGCUUGAAGAAGGAGAUUGGCGUUGGAACGGGGGCGAUGGCUGUGCAGACUUGGAGGGAGAGCUUGGGUAAGGUGUAUGAGCAGUUUGGUAUGGCUACGUGA